CUCACAACAGGUCGACACAGACAUACACACAGAGCCCUGUCGACUAUCAUCCAUAGGGCAUGCAUUCGGACAUUCAUGUCCUUGUCCGCUUCCAUGAGCAAUCUGUUUUCGCUGGGGAGGAAUUACGAUGCACAAUCACCUUCAGAAACGUGGCCAAUGUGUCAGAGCCAGCCACUCGACCUCGUCAAAGCAGUCGCCGUGAGAGUAUCGGCCAUAUCGCCGCUCAAAUAGCCAAAAGCCAUGCCCCCCAUAGAUCAAACCACGCCGCUCGACCUUCACAACAUGAAAUCCCUCCCGAUCUUGCCCGACAUCAUAGGCCAUCGGGCUCUUCCACCUCUCCUCAAGCUGGCCUCGAUGAUCAUCGGUCUAGAAGUCCAAGGCCCAAGCAACAGCGGUCGGUCUCAAUCAUUUCUGUAACUUCUCCUAUCGCCGGUGAGGUGGGUGACUCUACCGCAAGCAGUUGGGCCAAGCAGCAGAGGUUGAGCCACCAGCGAUCCAACACCACUGGCAACCAAUACGAUGCCUUUCACCAGGGCCAACGAAGACUAUCUCCAACAGGAUUGCAACUUCCCCCGGGGAGGGGCAGACACAGUCCUCCAUCCCAAGAGAGGUCGAAAAGCCGUGAAACCACCCCGGACUUUAAAUUUCCCCUCGAACAGCCAAAGAACAGACGUCACCGGCCACAGCCAUCAGAAAAUCCUAGUCUAUCCGGAUUUGGCCCUUCCAAACCCUCCAACAGUAGACCACUGGCCAGUGAGAGAAGCAGCGGCGAGUUCUACUCACUCAGCAACCACUCACAGGAAACUCUCAUGUCGGAGCAACCUUCCAUUCUGUCCGAAAUCAGGACCCCUCUCAACUAUCCAGCCACGCAGCACCCUCGAAGACCGCCCCUCAGACCUCAACAAAGACCCCAAGCGGUUAAUCUGCUCAUGGGGUAUGCUCAGCUCAGUGCCACAUUUACCUUGGAUGCUUCCCUGAUUGAUCAGUCCCACUUUGAAGAAGUCAAGAACAAGGGAUUUCUGGGAGGUCAAGCAGGUGGUGGCGUUGUUGGAAUUAAGAAGCCCCGUCCCACCAGCGGCUUUCUAGGUGGUUUCAACUUCAACAGCAUCGGCGACUCAUUAAACACUUUGAUGGGAGGUGAUAACAUGAGCAGCGUCAAAGAGAUGCACGCCGUCACCAACUCAAGGGCAGUCCCCCUUUUGUCUACCCCACAAUCUCUCCUAUUCGUUGACCUCCACCUCGAACCGGGUGAUGAGAAGAGCUACACUUUCACUUACCCACUCCCUCAUGGAUUGCCGUCCAGCCAUCGUGGGAAGGCCAUCAAAAUUUCAUACAACUUGACGAUAGGUGUGCAAGGACUUCCAGGAAGCCGUGACACUCACACCGUACGCCAGAUCAACGUCCCAGUACGAGUGUUUUCUGGGGUGAAUCUUGAAGGAGAAAUUUUGGGCCAUGAUCUCAUGCAACCUCACGUCAUCUUACGAGAUUUGGCCGCCACCAAGUCUAUCUCAUCACCCGAUGAACCGGAUGAAGCUCAAAUUACAAGUCCACAGCAAGCCGAGACAUCCACAAUCGAAUUUCUCAAGUUUGUGGAUCGAUUGCUGGACCGCCACCGAAGACGACAGUCGAGCAGUGGAACAUUGGAAGACUUUCAAACUGGGCAAGACGCACAUGAUCAUCGCAAAUCAGUGCAAGCCAUCAGCCGAGCAAUCCAUCUGGGUAAUCAGCUUGGAGAGAGCGAGGCAAGUUCGAAUCGGUUUGAAAUUGCUCGAAACGGGCUGCGAGUAGCAGUGAUAGUGAUUGAUCGACCUCUUCAUCGACUGGGGGAGACAGUGACUGCAGUGAUUGACUUUUCAGAAAGUGAGGUCCCUUGCGCCACAUUACAUUCGACAUUGGAGACGUCAGAAAAAGUCAGUCCUUCGCUGGCGGUUCGAUCAGCAGCCACCAUCAGCCGGGUGACGAGAAAGACGUAUCUGGCAAAGUCGGAAAACGUUCUUUUCUCACAACGAGCAACAUUUGCGCCUGCCAUCCCAGGGUCAGGGACACCGACAUUUGUCACGACGGGUGUGAGUCUCGACUGGUGUCUACGUUUUGAGUUUGGUACAAUCAAGUUCCACGAAGGCGAAGAUGGGGAGCCAAGAAGCAAGACAGAACUGCUUGAAGAGGUGAUCAAGGAUGAACGAGGGACUAUCAAUGUUGCGGUGGAAAACCUGGAUUGUGAGACAUUCGAUGUGGUGAUUCCGUUUACUGUGUACGGAGAUGUUGUCCCUGAUGGUAAAGAAGGGGAUGAGAUUGUUGGGAUACCGAUAUGAGUGUCGACCCAUAGACUCUGGCUGGAUUCAUGAGAGCGUGGAAGAAUAGCCCUGAAUCACAUAGAGUCAUUCUAGACGGGGGCAACUUCAGG
Messenger RNA from Exophiala mesophila, 2404 nucleotides. RefSeq lists its product as uncharacterized. The transcript is spliced from 2 exons. The record is from RefSeq and is a predicted model, not a curated record. Bases 60 to 2312 code for a protein of 750 amino acids. Lineage: Eukaryota; Fungi; Ascomycota; Eurotiomycetes; Chaetothyriales; Herpotrichiellaceae. Gene Ontology annotation, biological process: retrograde transport, endosome to Golgi. Gene Ontology annotation, cellular component: Ric1-Rgp1 guanyl-nucleotide exchange factor complex; Golgi membrane.